UAUUAGGCAUUCACCGCAUAUUUCUUGUGUUAUCUCAGCUGUGGCAGGGCUCCUCAAAGUUCUGCAACGAAGUUCCGUGCUUUUAAGAAGAGCGCCUAUAAGAAGAGACGAUGCAACCUCAGAAGCUGCGGCAGCCUCGUGUUAACUGGUCGCACUGGAGGUGUCGUCGGACCCAUCAUGGCGGUCAAGGUGCAGUCCACUAAAAGAGCUGACCCCAGUGAACUGAGAGAAAUAUUCUUGAAGCAUGCGACCGUGGUGGACAAGAGUGGGGAGCAUUAUAUGACCCCUCAAGGCUUUGUGCAGAAUUUUCUAGGACUUCACACUCAACCCAACCACAAUCCCCAAACUGUCCAGCUCAUUGCUGGGGUCGCGGACACAACCAAAGAUGGACUGAUCUCUUACCAGGAGUUUUUGGCCUUUGAGUCUGUGCUCUGUCUGCCUGAUGCUCUCUUCAUAGUUGCGUUCCAGUUAUUUGACAAGACAGGGACCGGUGAUGUAUCUUUUGAAAAUGUCCGGGAUAUCUUCAGUCAGACCACAGUGCACCAUCACAUCCCCUUCAACUGGGACUGUGAAUUUAUCCACCUGCACUUUGGCCAGGACCUCAAAAAGCAUCUCAACUACUUGGAGUUCACCCAGUUCCUACAGGAGCUGCAGCUAGAACACGCCCGCCAGGCCUUUGCACAGAAGGAUAAAGGAAAGAGUGGCAUGAUCUCAGCCCUGGACUUUGGUGACAUCAUGGCCACCAUCCGCCAUCACGUGCUCACGCCUUUCGUGGAGGAGAAUCUCGUCUCGGUUGUGGGAGGAGGCACCUCUCACGUGGUGAGCUUCUCGUACUUCAAUGCAUUCAACUCCCUCCUCAACAACAUGGAACUCAUUCGCAAGGUCUACGCCACCAUAGCCGGCUCGUACAAAGACACCCUCGUCACCAAAGAGGAGUUUGUUAACGCUGCCAAUAAGUUUGGUCAGAUCACUCCAAUGGAGGUAGACAUCCUCUACCAGCUCUCUGGCCUCCACACCCACUCUGGGCGGCUGAACCUGGCUGAUAUUGAGAGGAUAGCUCCUCUGGAAGAAGGCGCCAUGCCGUAUCACCUAGCAGAUGUCCAGAGGCAGCACACAGACAGCUUGCGGCCUGUCUGGCUCCAGGCUGCUGAGUCUGCCUACCGUUUCACUCUGGGCUCCAUAGCGGGAGCCGCUGGGGCCACAGCCGUGUACCCCAUAGACCUGGUGAAGACGCGCAUGCAGAACCAGAGAUCCACGGGCUCCUUCGUGGGCGAACUGAUGUACAAGAACAGCUUCGACUGCGCCAAGAAAGUGCUGCGAUACGAGGGCUUCUUCGGCUUCUACAGGGGUCUGCUACCUCAGCUGAUUGGCGUAGCUCCGGAGAAGGCCAUCAAACUCACGGUCAAUGACUUUGUGAGAGAUAAAUUCACCAGCAAAGACAACACCAUUCCACUGGCUGCAGAAGUGUUGGCUGGAGGCUGUGCUGGUGGCUCUCAGGUGAUCUUCACCAACCCUCUGGAGAUCGUGAAGAUCCGCUUGCAGGUGGCAGGCGAGAUCACGACUGGGCCACGGGUCAGGGCCCUUACAGUACUACGGGAACUUGGAUUCUUUGGACUCUACAAGGGGGCCAAGGCCUGUUUCCUGAGAGACAUUCCUUUCUCUGCCAUCUACUUCCCCGUGUACGCCCAUACCAAGACGAUGCUGGCAGACGAGGAGGGUAGACUGGGGGCACUGCAGCUCCUGACCGCCGGGGCCAUCGCAGGUGUCCCCGCCGCAUCUCUAGUUACUCCUGCUGAUGUCAUCAAAACGCGUCUGCAGGUAGCAGCACGUGCGGGCCAGACGACGUACAGUGGUGUGAUCGACUGCUUUAGAAAGAUUAUGAGAGAAGAGGGCUUCAGAGCAUUUUGGAAGGGAGCAGGAGCACGUGUUUGUAGGUCCUCCCCCCAGUUUGGCGUCACGCUGGUCACCUACGAGCUCCUGCAGAGGUGGUUCUAUGUCGACUUCGGGGGACACCGCCCUGCCGGAUCGGAGCCCACACCUAAGUCGCGGAUCUCUGAGCUCCCUCCCCUAAGCAAAGACCACAUCGGCGGCUACCGUCUGGCUGCCGCUACGUUUGCGGGGAUGGAGAGCAAGUUUGGACUGCACCUGCCCAAGUUCCGAUCGUCUGGGACGGUACCAAUCACGGCUGCUCUGCCAGAGCGGUCAGCCCAGAACCCGUAGACUCCCCCCCACGUUAACAACCAUCUGUCGUUUCUCUAUAGAUGCACCUUUCCAUUUCAACAAGUGUUCUUUCUUGCCUACCCCUGUAUGAAAAAGACUAUUUAUUUAUUACUUUUGUGUGGUUUGUACAAAUGUUACUGUACAUAUCGUUAAUCUGUGUGCAGGACUGUUGUUGAUGGAGGAAAACUGAAUGCACAUCGUAAGUCUGAGAAUACUAGGUUUCCCUAAGUAGCAGUGAAAACUCAAAAAUGGACUGGAAUAUUGGAAAUAUUGUUACAUUACUAAUUUACCAAACAUUUUGAGCAGCAGAUACAUUAGUGAUGUCCAGGUCCUCAGUUUUGCAGCUAUAGGUUUUUGUGAAUCAGGUCUCCGAUCUUUCAAAUAAAAACAUUGCUGCCAAAGUCGUGUGUGUAAA
Messenger RNA from Electrophorus electricus (electric eel), 2635 nucleotides. Its product is annotated as electrogenic aspartate/glutamate antiporter SLC25A12, mitochondrial. NCBI's taxonomy places the organism in Eukaryota, Metazoa, Chordata, Actinopteri, Gymnotiformes, Gymnotidae. Gene Ontology annotation, molecular function: L-aspartate transmembrane transporter activity; calcium ion binding; L-glutamate transmembrane transporter activity. The record is from RefSeq and is a predicted model, not a curated record. Gene Ontology annotation, biological process: malate-aspartate shuttle; aspartate transmembrane transport; L-glutamate transmembrane transport.